This is a messenger RNA of Pipistrellus kuhlii (Kuhl's pipistrelle), 2747 nucleotides long. It is a transcript of the gene DEF6, whose product is annotated as DEF6 guanine nucleotide exchange factor. Lineage: Eukaryota; Metazoa; Chordata; Mammalia; Chiroptera; Vespertilionidae. Gene Ontology annotation, cellular component: nucleus; cytoplasm. The transcript has 11 exons. The coding region runs from base 454 to 2382 and encodes 642 amino acids. The record is from RefSeq and is a predicted model, not a curated record.
GCUGUAGAUGGCACUAAAGGAAUGCUUUGUCCAGCGCCUACUCUGCUUCCAGCCGCGCUCAGGCCUUCUUACAGCUCGGGGCCUGGGUGUUUUUCCUGCUUUACCAACGAGGAAGCUGCUCGAGGAGGUUAAGUAAUUUAUGUAGGAUCCGGUAAGUGUGGAAUGAGACGGGACCCCCCGCACCCCCAUGUGCCUCCAAAGUCGGGCUGGGCCUGUGUCUGCCCACAGCACGCUGCCUCUGGCAGUCCAGGGGCCAGCAGAGCACACCUGGGCCCCAGCUCCGGGGCCUGGGCCUCGCUGCCUUGGCGAGAGGAGCCACAGAGCCCUGCAGGAGCGACAGGCGGGCCCGCCAGGCAGCACAGGCAGCCCGCGAGCAGGCAGGUGGAGCUCUCGCUCCGCGCCAGCCCCUCUGUGGUCUCUGCAACCGUUUGCAUUUCCUGAAACCGGAUCUCGAUGUCAGAGCCACCGUGGGCGGGCGCCUCAGCCAUGGCCCUGCGAAAGGAGCUGCUGAAGUCCAUCUGGUACGCGUUCACCGCGCUGGACGUGGAGAAGAGCGGCAAGGUCUCCAAGUCCCAGCUCAAGGUGCUGUCCCAUAACCUGUACACGGUCCUGCACAUCCCCCACGACCCUGUGGCUCUGGAGGAGCACUUCCGAGAUGAUGACGAUGGACCAGUGUCCAGCCAGGGGUACAUGCCCUACCUCAACAAGUACAUCCUGGACAAGGUGGAGGAGGGGGCUUUCGUUAAGGAGCACUUUGAUGAGCUGUGCUGGACCCUGACGGCCAAGAAGAACUACCGGGCGGACAGCAACGGGAACAGCAUGCUCUCCAAUCAGGAUGCCUUCCGCCUCUGGUGCCUCUUCAACUUCCUGUCUGAGGACAAGUACCCCCUGAUCAUGGUUCCCGAUGAGGUGGAGUACCUGCUGAAGAAGGUGCUCAGCAGCAUGAGCUUGGAGGUGAGCCUGGCGGAGCUGGAGGAGCUGCUGGCCCCGGAGGCCCCGGCAACCCAGACCAGCGGGGGGCUGAGCGUCUGGCAGUUCCUGGAGCUCUUCAACUCGGGCCGCUGCCUCCGCGGCGUGGGGCGGGACACCCUCAGCAUGGCCAUCCACGAGGUCUACCAGGAGCUCAUCCAGGAUGUCCUGAAGCAGGGCUACCUGUGGAAGCGCGGCCACCUGAGGAGGAACUGGGCGGAGCGCUGGUUCCAGCUGCAGCCCAGCUGCCUCUGCUACUUCGGGAGCGAAGAGUGCAAGGAGAAAAGGGGCACCAUCCCCCUGGACGGGCAGUGCUGUGUGGAGGUGCUGCCUGACCGCGAGGGGAAACGCUGCAUGUUCUGCGUGAAGACAGCCUCCCGCACAUACGAGAUGAGCGCCUCGGACACGCGCCAGCGCCAGGAGUGGACGGCUGCCAUUCAGAUGGCCAUCCGGCUGCAGGCCGAGGGGAAGACGUCGCUGCACAAGGACCUGAAGCAGAAGCGGCGGGAGCAGCGGGAGCAGCGGGAGCGGCGCCGGGCCGCCAAGGAGGAGGAGCUGCUGCGGUUGCAGCAGCUGCAGGAGGAGAAGGAGCGGAAGUUGCAGGAGCUGGAGCUGCUGCAGGAGGCGCAGCGGCAGGCGGAGCGCCUGCUGCAGGAGGAGGAGGAGCGGCGCCGCAGCCAGCACCACGAGCUGCAGCAGGCGCUGGAGGGCCAGCUGCGCGAGGCCGAGCAGGCCCGGGCGACCAUGCAGGCUGAGAUGGAGCUGAAGGAGGAGGAGGCUGCCCGGCAGCGGCAGCGCAUCGAGGAGCUGGAGGACAUGCAGCAGAGGCUCCAGGAGGCUCUGCAACUGGAGGUGAAAGCUCGGCGGGACGAGGAGGCCGUGCGCCUGGCCCAGACCAGGCUGCUGGAGGAGGAGGAGGAGAAGCUGAAGCGGCUGCUGCGGCUGAAGGAGGACCAGGAGCGCUACAUCGAGCAGGCGCAGCAGGAGAAGCAAGAGCUGCAGCAGGAGAUGGCCCAGCAGAGCCGCUCCCUGCAGUUGGCCCAGCAGCAGCUGGAGGAGGUGCGGCAGAACCGGCAACGGGCGGAUGAGGACGUGGAGGCCGCCCAGCGGAAGUUGCGCCAGGCGAGCACCAACGUGAAACACUGGAAUGUCCAGAUGAACAGGCUCAUGCAUCCAAUUGAACCUGGAGACAAGCGUCCCACCACCAGCAGCUCCUUCACAGGCUUCCAGCCCCCGCUCCUGGCCCGCCGCGACUCCUCCCUGAAGCGCCUGACCCGCUGGGGGUCCCAGGGCAGCAGGACCACCUCCCCCAGCUCCAGUGAGCGGCAGAAGUCCCUCAACGGUGGGGACGAGGCUCCCAUCUCGGCUUCCACCCCUCGGGAAGACAAACAGGACCCGGAACCAGAAAACUAGCCUCUGCUAGCCUCUUUCCCCCCAAUCUCAUGCCCACCAGGACCUGGCCACAGCUGGCCUGUGGGUUACGCUGGCCCCUGCGACAGAGGGAGCCGAGGACCUGGUGUCAGGGCUGAGGCCCUCCAGCCAUGACACAAUCCGGGAGGGAACCUAGUUUAUUUUUUCAUCAGCCCCAGGCCCCAGCCCACUAAGGCUGCCUGGGAUGCUGAUCCUUAAGAACUUGAUCCGGUGCCUUAACCCCAAGGAUCCUAUGCCCUUGGCUGGAAAAGGGUAAACAAGCAAGCCAGGGGCCAUCUGCCCCAGACCACCACCAAGCUGUGGAGGCACAUUUCCGAAUAAAAACUGUUCUUGGAGUGAAUUAUUGA